AUGAUAGCUGGACAAGUCAGUAAGCCGGUGCUGUCAGUUCAGAGUGAAAUGAAUGCGGAGUUGAGAGGUGAGGACCAGGCUGCUACUCCAGACAGCGAGCUCAAUGAGCCCCUGCUUGCGCCCGUGGAAUCAAAUGACAGCGAGGACACUCCCAGCAAGCUUUUCGGGGCUAGAGGAAGCGCACCACCGCUCUCAGACCCAGGCACUCCUGACCACCACCAGGCAGGCCAGACACACCCUCCAUUUCCUGUUGGGUCACAGCCUCUUCUGACGGCACAGCAAUUAGCCUCUGCUGUGGCCGGCGUGAUGCCAGGAGGCCCACCAGCCCUCAAUCAGCCCAUCCUCAUCCCCUUCAACAUGGCUGGACAGCUAGGGGGUCAGCAAGGCCUGGUCCUCACCCUGCCCACAGCGAAUCUCACCAACAUCCAAGGGCUGGUAGCAGCAGCUGCAGCUGGAGGCAUUAUGACUUUGCCAUUGCAAAAUCUACAAGCUACCUCAUCCCUGAACUCCCAACUGCAACAGCUCCAGCAGCUCCAGCAGCUCCAGCAACAGCAGCAGCCGCCUCCACCACCAGCCAGCCAGCAUCCGCAGCCGGGCCCACAGGCGCCCUCGCAGCCCCAGCAGCCCCAGCCUCAGCCCGCCCCGCCUCAGCAGCCACCGCCUGCCUCCCAGAAGCUGCCAGCCCCUCCAGCUCAGCUCCAGCAAACUCCUCAGCCCCAGCAGCACCAACCCCAGAGCCAGAACCAGGCCUCUCCAACGCGGCAGAGCUCAAGCCCCGCUCAGAAAGCCAGUCAGUCGCCAGGGCAUGGCCUUCCAUCGCCGCUCUCGCCUCCCAACCCGCUCCAGCUGGUUAAUAAUCCGCUAGCAAGUCAGGCGGCGGCAGCUGCAGUGGCUAUGGGCUCCGUAGCCAGCUCGCAGGCCUUUGGCAAUGCCAUCUCCAGUCUUCAGGGGGUCACAGGUCAACUAGUUACUAAUGCACAAGGACAGAUCAUUGGGACCAUUCCACUGAUGCCUAACCCUGGGCCUUCGAGUCAAGCGGCCAGCAGCACUCAGGGCCUUCAAGUGCAGCCCAUCACCCCCCAGCUCCUGACCAAUGCCCAGGGCCAGAUCAUCGCCACCGUCAUUGGGAACCAAAUCCUGCCUGUGAUUAACACCCAGGGCAUCACACUCUCCCCCAUCAAGCCAGGCCAGCAGCUCCACCAACCCUCCCAGACGGCUGUGGGUCAAGCAGGCUCCCAAGGAAAUCUUCUACACCUGGCUCACAGCCAAGCAGCCAUGUCUCAAAGUCCGGUGCGGCAGGCUUCCUCCUCUUCCUCCUCAUCCUCCUCUUCUUCAGCUUUGAGCGUGGGCCAGUUGGUCAGCAAUCCUCAGACGGCAGCGGGUGAGGUGGAUGGGGUUAAUCUGGAGGAGAUCCGAGAAUUUGCCAAAGCUUUUAAAAUCCGUCGCCUGUCGCUUGGCCUGACCCAAACUCAGGUGGGACAAGCGCUCAGUGCUACCGAGGGCCCCGCCUACAGCCAGUCGGCCAUCUGCAGACACACCAUCCUGAGAAGCCACUUUUUCCUACCACAGGAAGCCCAAGAGAACACUAUAGCUAGCAGUCUGACAGCCAAACUGAACCCUGGCCUUUUGUAUCCUGCCAGGUUUGAAAAGCUGGACAUCACCCCUAAAAGUGCCCAGAAGAUCAAGCCGGUGCUUGAGCGGUGGAUGGCUGAGGCUGAGGCCCGCCAUCGAGCAGGUAUGCAGAACCUGACCGAGUUUAUCGGGAGUGAACCAUCCAAAAAGCGCAAGCGGCGCACCUCCUUCACCCCCCAGGCCCUUGAGAUCCUCAAUGCCCACUUUGAGAAGAACACACACCCCUCUGGGCAGGAAAUGACCGAAAUUGCCGAGAAGCUGAACUAUGAUCGGGAAGUAGUUAGGGUUUGGUUCUGCAAUAAGAGGCAGGCCCUGAAGAACACAAUUAAACGCUUAAAACAGCAUGAGCCGGCCACAGCAGUCCCUCUGGAGCCCCUAACAGACUCUCUAGAAGACAACUCCUAA
This is a messenger RNA of Dipodomys ordii (Ord's kangaroo rat), 2037 nucleotides long. It is a transcript of the gene Pou6f2, whose product is annotated as POU class 6 homeobox 2. Bases 1 to 2037 code for a protein of 678 amino acids. The record is from RefSeq and is a predicted model, not a curated record. The transcript has 9 exons. Lineage: Eukaryota; Metazoa; Chordata; Mammalia; Rodentia; Heteromyidae. Gene Ontology annotation, biological process: regulation of transcription by RNA polymerase II. Gene Ontology annotation, molecular function: DNA-binding transcription factor activity, RNA polymerase II-specific; RNA polymerase II cis-regulatory region sequence-specific DNA binding.